Guillardia theta CCMP2712 is the source of this 624-nucleotide messenger RNA. RefSeq lists its product as hypothetical. The coding region runs from base 1 to 624 and encodes 207 amino acids. The record is from RefSeq and is a predicted model, not a curated record. The transcript has 10 exons. Lineage: Eukaryota; Cryptophyceae; Pyrenomonadales; Geminigeraceae.
AUGCAUUGCUCUCAGCGCACCAUCGCCUUGAAUCCUGCACAAGCGAGAAUCGACGAAGAAGGGCAGGCCGAGUUGAGGUUCAUCAACGCUGGCACUAGAGGAAUCUACCUGGACUUGUCCAAGGCGACGCGAAGAGAAGACGCAGAGGCGGCAUGUCGCUCUGCUGCCCCGCUAGUGCUCACCCCCUUACAGACUGAUUGUCGAUGGAGGCAGCGGACCUGGCGGGCGAUCUUCUCCCCCAUGCCCGACACCCGCCGGAUGGAAAACUCGCGAGUGGUCCCUCCAUACGCCAUCAGGUUUGUGAGAACGGAACGAGUUUCAGAGGCAGCAGCAGGGAAGAAGCCCCGCAAGACCACAGCAGAGAUAGUGGACGCGCUGCGGGAGGAGAGGAGAAGAGAAGAAGAGAAGAAGCUCUCGACGUUGACAAGUCCCAGGCAGAAGCGAGAGAACCUUGCUUUCCGGAAAUACGCGGAGACGCUAACGGUAAAGUCGAAGAUGAUUGCCUCCACAUCGCGCCUGUCUCACGUCGACCUCCUCCUCAACUCUCCGCGAUCCCUCGCACUCAAGGGUCGAGAGCUGGAGCGGCUGCCCCUAUGGAUGAACGCGCCAGCUCCCUACAGCUGA